AUGUCCGACACCCCUGACACAGCCACUCACGAGUAUAACACAUCUGCGACGUACAGUCCCAAGUCUGGCGAUAAGACAGUCGCUCAGCUCAGGCAGCACUUCGAGCAACCACCACCGACUCAGAUUGACAACCGACCUGCGCGUUCGAUGUUACCGGGUCGGGGCUAUCAAAAAACCGAAGACAACGUAUUACCUGCGUUGACCUUCGACUCUGAAUCCGAGCUACCUGUAAACCGCAAGACAAGGAGCCCUUCACCCUCAAACGACCUGGAAAGUCUCCGACCGACCGUGUACAUUGCCGAUCAUCCUGGUCUUACGAUCGAUGGCGCAACUGCUGAGUCGAGUCGUCGAUUCAACAUCGAAGAAGAAAACCCAACGACGAGCUCAUCGAAAAACACGAACAACGUAGGACUGACCUCCCAAAAGUUCGUGUGGGUCAAGGAUGGCGUCCGCGUUGUCGACUUCGCAUACGCACACGCAGCGCCGAGCGCCAUGUUGUCGCCAAUGGCCGAUGUGAAGCGCGUCCGCUUAUUAUCGAAGUUCGGCCAUGCUCAUGAGUCUGAGUCUGACGUCUCAGAUACUUCGGCGCAAGCGCCUACCGAUCUCGGUGAACGCAAACCGGCGCUGAAGACGAAAAUUGCUGAUUUCCGAGCUGAGAAGCUCAACGAUAGCCAGAGUUCAAGUGAGGAUAGCCUGCUACUGCUUCCUGCCUCGGUUUCUACGCCUCCAGAACGAGGGGAAGACCUCACUGAUUGUUACAGCUUGAGUACGGAGGAUCUGCUGCUUUUUCCAAAGUCAGUGUAUACACCACUAAGUACGGGAGACAGGGACGUGGUGCACGUAUCUGAUGAAGAACCCAUGCUGAUGUUUCUCCUCGCUACGGUCUACACUCCAGUUGAUUCAGAGGUCAAGGAUAUCGUACAAGGGAGCGAUAACCUCUCACUUGUCCAUGUUCCAGCCAAUUUCGGAGGGCGACAUGCCCACGAGCACGAUGCAUAG
This is a messenger RNA of Ascochyta rabiei, 999 nucleotides long. RefSeq lists its product as uncharacterized. The coding region runs from base 1 to 999 and encodes 332 amino acids. The transcript has 2 exons. NCBI's taxonomy places the organism in Eukaryota, Fungi, Ascomycota, Dothideomycetes, Pleosporales, Didymellaceae. The record is from RefSeq and is a predicted model, not a curated record.